AUGUCUGCAGCUUGGUUGGAUAUUCUAUGGUUUGUCGUUUUCAUGAUUGUUAUAUUAAUCGCUUUAAUUGCAAACCUAAUCAUUAUUUUGGCUAUAUUAAGAGACCGAUCAAUGCACACGUCAACUUAUUUCUACAUAAUCAACGUUGAUAUCGCUGACAUUAUUUUAAUACUCAGUUGUUUACCAGAACGUAUCGCAGCCUUAUUUCAUCCAAAUGACGAGUUUCCAUUGGGAAUGAUUGCAUGUUACCUCGUCCCAUUUUUUCAACAAGUUUCCAUGCAUGCUGCACUGGGACUACUUUUGAUCUUAACUGUUCAUCGGUGUUAUCCAACAGGUGUUCCAAAUUGUUUACAGCAUAAUGUCAUUCGCCAACAAAUUCGUAAUUACUCGCAAACCUUAUGUCUCGUGUGGAUUUUCGCUGUUCUAAUCAACCUACCAUUGUUUUCUAUAACUAAGUACGACUUUCAAACCAUAUCUGCGCCAGAUAAUCAAAGUAAUACUUCUGAAAGGACGUACGCACCUACUUGUGGCACUGAAGCGAAAGAGAUUUGGUCGCGAACAUAUCUGAUCCUAUUACUAGCGUUCACAUACGUGAUCACAGGAAUCUUUCUCAUUGUUAUUUAUGGUCGAGUGAUUCGAAUUAUGGUUAUAUCGAGUCGAUAUAGUAAAAAGAUUAAUGAAGAGACACGGCAUAAUCACCGAGAGUAUCAUUUUCUAACACAGAAUCUUAAGAAACAGGAUCCUUUGCAAGAUAUCCUAGCCCGAACAUCAGCAUCGACAUCGUCAAUGUUAGCGAUAGCCAAUCGAUCGCGAAAACGUAAUUCGUCGGAUACACCCGCUGUGUCGGUUAUGCUGCCAACCGAAACCAAUCAGUACCCAACGAAUUCUCGUUCAAUUCAACGUGUCCAAGUGAUCAUCAUGCUCUUCAUCGUUAUUUUACUUUACAUUCUUUUACUAUUACCAUAUCGGUUAGUAAAUCUGCUUUUCAUUGUAUAUAAUCAAUUAUUUCAGCAGAACCUCAUGAAUGAAGUUCUAUUACAUUGGCUUCUCAAUAUUGUCCGUUUACUUGUUUUUAUUAAUUGUGCUUUACAACCGAUUAUAUAUUUGAUUAUAUCAUCGAAAUUACGGCAGACAGUCGUGAAAUUUCUUCAGUCAUGCUGCUUUAAGUAUCACUUUCAAUGUCAAUGCUCAUUAUCGUGUAAAACGACUCCACAAACAGUGCCAAGGUAUCGAAAAAAACAAGUUAUUCGGCGUGAUCCUCAGCGGUUGCCUGCAGCACAGAAUCUUCAGUACGCCAGCUAUCAUUCGUUGCCAUUAGGAAGAACACCACUAGCUGCUAAUAAUUUUGCACCGUAUACCAAAACGAUCCCACGUCGACUAUAA
Messenger RNA from Adineta ricciae, 1383 nucleotides. Lineage: Eukaryota; Metazoa; Rotifera; Eurotatoria; Adinetida; Adinetidae. The record is from the annotation of a GenBank genome assembly.